This is a messenger RNA of Trichoderma reesei QM6a, 843 nucleotides long. RefSeq lists its product as uncharacterized. The record is from RefSeq and is a predicted model, not a curated record. The coding region runs from base 1 to 843 and encodes 280 amino acids. NCBI's taxonomy places the organism in Eukaryota, Fungi, Ascomycota, Sordariomycetes, Hypocreales, Hypocreaceae. The transcript has a single exon.
AUGUCAGACGAGGCAAAACAAACCGAAAGCCUCAACUACCCGCUCUUCCGCGACUGUCUCUCCGCAACGAUCCUCCAGCCGCCGCCCGCCGCGGAGCCGAAGCGCCGGCGACGAGCCAAGGCGGGGCGGGUACCGUCACCAUCAUCAUCACCAUCAUCAUCCUCUCCCGUCCCGGCCUCGGCCUCGGCCCCGGAUCCGGAUCCGCACCAGGACGCCGAGGAGCUCGCCGACUUCAUCGACUACCUCGCCGACGGCAUCUUCCAAAACCUCCCCAACGAGCUGCAGGAGCUAGACUACCGCUCGUGGAGGGACUCGGAGGCGCUGCAGGCGCAGUAUUCUCUGCCCCUGACCCAUGACAGCCUGUCCCAGCUCGAUCUGCCACCUUCCAUCUGCGAGACGCUCGUCACGUAUAACCUCAUCGCCGCGGACCCAACUGCGUCUUCUCAUCUGCCCAGUACGCCAGCAGCUUUCCUUGUCCCCAUUCUCACAGGCUAUCUCACUACCCUCAUCGAGCCGCCGCCAGCCACGGCGUCCACUCGCACAGACGCCUGCGAGCUCUGUGACCGGUCCUGGAUCCCCUUGUCCUAUCAUCACCUCAUUCCGCGGUUUGUGCAUGACAAGGCUGUGAAGCGCGGGUGGCACCGCAAGGAGGAUCUGCAAAACGUGGCGUGGCUUUGCGGUGCGUGUCACAGAUUUGUGCACCGCUUUAGAAAUCAUGAGGAUCUGGCAAGAUAUUACUACACGGUCGAGCUGUUACUGGAGGAGGAGGAGGUUCGAAAAUUCGCCGAGUGGGUUGGUAAGCUGCGCUGGAAAGGCGGCAAUACGAGGAGUAGAAAACAUUGA